GCUUUCGGUAUUAUUCGGCUGCAGAGGCGGAAUGAAGAGCUUCAUUCUGAAGCUCAGAAGCUCUGAAGCUGGGUCUGCCUCGAGCGUAAUGACCCAUGCGAUGUGGAUGCUUUUAUAGCGGCGUAUAUGCCUGUCAUUGGGUGAUUUUUGCGAUGUCAGUUUUAGUUCACAUGAGGAAGCGAAGAGUCGCGUAACUAAAUCUUAUAUGCAGUGGUAACCACUUUUUUUAUGUAUAUGUAAAGUAGCAAUCCAAUUUUAGAAUAAGUUAGUUAAAAUGUUUCUAAGUUCUCUUUCAGCGGUGCUUUUCCUCUCCCUGUUGCCCCCCUGCUGGGGCGGUCUACCUCUCGUAAUAAAUACUUGGUCUUUUAAGGACGCUACGACGACAGCAUGGAAGACCCUCAAUUCGGGGGGAUCCAUACUGGAUGCUCUGGAGAGGGGCUGUGCGCAGUGUCAGACGGAGCAGUGCGAUGGCAGUGUGGGCUACGGCGGCAGUCCUGAUGAGAAGGGAGAGACCACGCUUGACGCCAUGAUUAUGAAUGGAGAUACGAUGGAAGUGGGGGCUGUGGGAGAUCUCAGGCGGAUUAAGGACGCCAUUGGUGUGGCAAGGGCGGUAAUGGAGCGAACCAAGCACACCUUGCUGGUUGGAGAAUCAGCCUCGGUUUUUGCCGAAAACAUGGGUUUCGCAGCUGAAGACUUAACGACUAAUAAGUCACUUGAUAUGUUCACGAAAUGGCUUAAUGGAAACUGUCAGCCUAAUUAUCGUCAGAAUGUUUCGCCGGAUCCUUUGACCUCAUGUGGUCCUUACAAACCCAGUGCCGUCUUGCAUCGAAGACGGAGCAUACAACACGUCGAUAUCCAUGCACAUGACACCAUUGGUAUGAUUGUGAUUAAUCAGACCGGGAACGUAGCUGCAGGAACGUCAACUAACGGCGCAAAGCACAAGGUUCCAGGCCGUGUGGGGGAUUCUCCGAUCGCCGGAGCAGGGGCCUACGCCGACAGCGCCGCGGGGGCAGCCGCCGCCACCGGAGACGGGGACGUUAUGAUGCGAUUCCUCCCAAGUUACCUUGCUGUGGAAUUAAUGCGUGCAGGAACAGAUCCAACAACGGCGUGUCAGACCGCGAUCAAAAGAAUCAAGCAGCACUUCCCGCAUUUCUUUGGUGCAAUUAUUUGCGCAAAUACAACUGGUGGUUACGGUGCUGCAUGCAACAAAGUGCCAGGGUUUUCCAGUUUCCCAUUCAUGGUGUACAAUCUGCAGUCCAGUGAUCCAGUUCAAAGAGUAGUGGACUGUAUUUAAAGCUACACUGGAACAACACAGUGACUUGUUUGGUAUGAAAUAACCAUCAGUUUUUAGUUAUAACGUUUCAGGGCGCUCAGGUAAUUGAAACAGCUCACAUCAUCCCAUGGUGAAAUGUCUUCCCAGCAUUACCUAAACGCAAUGUCUUUUCCACCUCCUAAAGCACUGAAGGUUUUUUUUUUAACUAAUUAAAGUUUACAUUUUUAGUGGCUUAAUUUGAAAUUGCACUAUACAGACCAUGUAAUUCUUCUCUAGUGAGAAAGUUUUUAUUGGAUGGUAAAUGAAUCUUUCCUAAUUAAAACACAUCCACGGUAAACAGUGAAAA
Brienomyrus brachyistius is the source of this 1619-nucleotide messenger RNA. RefSeq names its product aspartylglucosaminidase (gene aga). Gene Ontology annotation, cellular component: lysosome. The coding region runs from base 275 to 1294 and encodes 339 amino acids. Gene Ontology annotation, biological process: protein deglycosylation. The record is from RefSeq and is a predicted model, not a curated record. NCBI's taxonomy places the organism in Eukaryota, Metazoa, Chordata, Actinopteri, Osteoglossiformes, Mormyridae. Gene Ontology annotation, molecular function: N4-(beta-N-acetylglucosaminyl)-L-asparaginase activity. The transcript has 9 exons.